This is a messenger RNA of Charadrius vociferus (killdeer), 1137 nucleotides long. RefSeq names its product spindle and kinetochore associated complex subunit 3 (gene SKA3). The transcript is spliced from 6 exons. The coding region runs from base 1 to 1137 and encodes 378 amino acids. The record is from RefSeq and is a predicted model, not a curated record. Gene Ontology annotation, biological process: chromosome segregation; mitotic cell cycle. Lineage: Eukaryota; Metazoa; Chordata; Aves; Charadriiformes; Charadriidae. Gene Ontology annotation, cellular component: outer kinetochore; spindle microtubule.
AUGAAGGCAAGUGAAAUACUGAUGCAAAGAAAUGCAGCAGAUCUUGGAAAAAUAAGAGAGCUGUUCCAGAAAUACGGCUACAAACCACAUGUCAAAGACUCUACAGAAGAGGAAGUUAACAGUGAUUCAACGGUGUCUGUCCAGAAUAAGCCUGAUGAAGAAAAAACAGAUGAUGUACCUCAUCUUCCUGCUUGUACUGAGAAGCCACUGGUCCCCAAAGACCCGCUGCGUAACCCCCAGCUUUCUGAUUUUGGUCUGUCACAAUAUGCUUUCUCCAGGCCUUGGAGUGCAGUGAAAGGACAACACGCAACAAAUGCGCGUCAAGAAAAUUCGAACCGAACUCCUCUAAAUACGCAGAGCCCCUGUAUUUUGCCCAAAACACAAAAAUGUAUGCUAAAGAUGGAUGAUUUUGAGUGUGUAACACCAAAACUUGAACAUUUUGGCGUUAGUGAACAUACCAUGUGCAUGAAUGAAGAUUUUACGAUGUCGCUUAUUCGUAAAGCUGCUCAGACAAGCAAGAAGUUGGUUAAAGAUGACUGUGAACUGAAUGUACCAGAAAUGAUAUCCAGGAAAAUCAUGGUUACACCUGGGUCAAAACCACAACUGACGGCUGAGAAUGCAGCUGACUGGAUGGCUUCUCCUAUGAUACUUGUGUUCUGUACUCCUGAUGUGAAAACCCCUUCCAGAACAAACAGCACAUUAUCAAGGUCACCAGAGACAAAUGAACUGCCUCUUCCCACUCAUACACAAACACCGCAGUUUCCAGAUUUUGAAACAAGAUGGCUAAAGACAGAAGCUAAGGUACAGGGGGAAAAGAUUGAGUCAGUGACCAAGAAUGAAGCAACAGAUAAACAAUUUGUAGAAGAUCGUAUUCCUUUUGCUGUGAGCUCUGAUGAGUAUCUUAAACAUUUUGAAGACCCUUCUCCUCCCAAAAUAAAACACUAUGAUCAGUUACUUAAUACUCCUCCACCUCCAGAAAUAACAAGGAUACCAGAUGAUGUUCUACAGAUUCUGUCCAAGUACAAUCAUAAAGUAGAGUCUUCUAAAGCCAAGGAAAUGGAGACCAAGGCAGGAAAUACUACAAGAUAUGAAAGUGGUUUUAUGGAUUACUGCAACAAAGAGAACAGGUAUGAUUAA